GGGAUUUCCCAAGAAAACAGGCAGAACUGCUAGGAUAGCGUCUGAUGAAGAGAUUCAAGGGUCAAAAGAUGCUGUAAUUCAGGAUCUGGAAAGAAAACUUCGCUUCAAGGAAGACCUUUUGAACAACGGGCAACCGAGAUUAACGUACGAAGAAAAAAUGGCUCGUCGAUUGCUGGGAGCAGACAGUGCUGCAACUGUCUUCAAUAUACAGGAACCAGAAGAAGAGCCUGCUAUACAGGAAGCUCGCUCUGUUGGUGCUUCUGUAGUGAGUCCUGUGGAUAUUCAAAAGGAGUACAAAGUCUCCAGCUUUGAGCAAAGAUUGAUCAGUGAAAUUGAAUACAGGCUGGAGAGGUCUCCUGUUGAAGAAUCAGAUGACGAGGUGCAACAUGGAGAUGAACCCAUUGAUAACAGUAUGUCACCAUAUUUUGAGAUAAAGCUGAAGCAUUACAAAAUCUUUGAGGGAAUGCCAGUCACAUUUACAUGCAAAGUGGCAGGAAAUCCAAAGCCAAAGAUUUAUUGGUUUAAAGAUGGGAAGCAAAUUUCAAAACGAAGUGAUCACUACCGAAUUCAAAGAGAACCUGAUGGAACUUGCUCACUGCAUACUGCAGCCUCCACCCUGGAUGAUGAUGGGAAUUACACUAUUAUGGCUGCUAACCCACAGGGCAGAGCGAGUUGCACGGGCAGGCUGAUGGUGCAAGCUGUAAAUCAAAGAGGCCGCAGUCCUUGGUCACCCUCUGGUCAGCCUCAUGUGAGAAGACCACGAUCUCGAUCAAGGGACAGUGGUGAUGAAAAUGAACCAAUUCAGGAACGAUUCUUCCGGCCUCAUUUUCUGCAGGCUCCCGGAGACCUGACUGUUCAAGAAGGAAAACUCUGCAGGAUGGACUGCAAGGUGAGUGGAUUACCGACUCCAGAUUUAAGCUGGCAGCUUAAUGGAAGACCGGUUCGCCCUGACAGUUCUCACAAAAUGCUGGUGCGUGAGAAUGGUGUGCACUCCUUGAUCAUAGAACCAGUCACAGCCAGAGAUGCUGGAAUCUACACCUGCAUUGCCAGCAAUCGAGCUGGUGAAAAUACAUUCAGCCUGGAGCUCAUUGUCGCAGCUAAGGAAGUGCACAAAGCACCCGUGUUUAUAGAGAAGCUACAAAACACGGGGGUGACUGAGGGAUUCCCAGUGCGACUGGAGUGUCGAAUCUCGGGGGAGCCAUCUCCUCAGAUCUUUUGGAAGAAAGAGAACGAGUCACUCAUGUACAACACGGACCGAGUGAGCAUGCACCAGGAUAACUACGGCUACAUUUGCCUGCUUAUUCAGGGAGCUACAAAGGAGGAUGCUGGCUGGUACACCGUUUCAGCUAAGAAUGAGGCUGGGAUUGUGUCUUGCACUGCCAGGUUGGAUGUUUAUACUCAGUGGCAACAACCACCUCAGACAACCAAGCCAAAGAAGGUGCGGCCCUCAGCCAGCCGGUACGCUGCACUUUGUGACCAAGGACUAGACAUCAAAGCAGCUUUCCAGCCUGAAGCAAACCCAGUCCACCUGGCAAUGCAGUCUGGCUUGGUAGAGAGCGAUGAUCUGUAGGUGAUCCAACUGCCGCUUCCAUCAUUUUCUUUCAAAGCAGAAACACUGAAAGCCAUUGCCUUGACCAAUGAUACUCCUAUGUCACUUUAUGCAAAGGCAGACACCUUCAAGUACAAAAGAUAAACGACAAACACAGUAACCAUAUAUUCCUUACUCAUUAUACCAAAUUAGAAGAAUAGAUAGAUUAUUAGUAGAAACGUACACACUGCACAACAAAUCACAUUCACCAGUUCCUUAUACCUAAGUUGCUUCAGCUCUUACGAGUAGCCCUUCUCAUAAAGGCCAAAAUACGUCAGAGAGACCGAUUUUUCAGAAGAGAACACUGUUUAUCACGACAUGCCUUCAUAAGCAAUAUGCAGAUGCUACACAAUCUUAAUGGUGCAAGAUGUUUUCUUUGAGGCCAUUAGAUCACAAAGAAAAUUCGAAUGUGUGGUUAUCCGUAGUUCUGAAACGGCAAUGCAUUCUGGUAGCUACAAUGAACAAGUGCAAUAUUGUAAGAAUAAAACAGGAAGGGACAAGGAAGAGAAACGUAAGCAAAUGCUGUAUCGCUGCAAACUGCUUCCUAUUCUGCA
Messenger RNA from Phaethon lepturus (White-tailed tropicbird), 2142 nucleotides. RefSeq names its product palladin, cytoskeletal associated protein (gene PALLD). The record is from RefSeq and is a predicted model, not a curated record. The transcript has 11 exons. The annotation marks the transcript as partial. Lineage: Eukaryota; Metazoa; Chordata; Aves; Phaethontiformes; Phaethontidae.